AUGGCGGACUCGUUCUACCCGCCGCGCCAUCUCUACUAUGACGGCCAGGUCCAGGUAGGUUCUGGAGGUAUUUUCAGAUCCAUCGAUCCAUCGACCGCACAGCCACUGGCAGAUAUCCAUGCUGCCUCCCACUCCGACAUUGACUCAGCCAUUCAAUCAGGUCAACGAGCUUUUCAUGGUUGGUCAACAACGCCCCCAAUUGUUCGAUCUCGCAUCCUCCUGAAGGCAGUCCAGCUUCUACGAGAUAGAAACGAUGAGAUUGCGAGGACAGAGACACAAGACACAGGGAAGCCGUUCUCCGAGACAAGCACAGUUGAUGUGGUGACGGGAGCGGAUGUGCUCGAGUUCUUCGCCAACCUAGUGGGAGGAGGUGGGCUUAAUGGGGAGACGACGCAGUUGAGGGAAGACGCAUGGGUCUAUACGAAGAAAGAGGCUCUGGGUGUAUGCGCGGGCAUAGGAGCAUGGAAUUACCCCAUACAAAUAGCGCUCUGGAAGUCAGCACCUUGUCUUGCCGCGGGCAACACUAUGGUCUACAAGCCCAGCGAAGUCACGCCGCUACACGGUCAAAUAUUGGCCGAGAUCUACACGGAAGCAGGACUACCACCGGGGGUCUUCAAUGUUGUUCAAGGCGGUGGGGACGUCGGCGCGUAUCUUACGUCGCAUGUUGGAAUCGCCAAGCUGUCUUUCACUGGACAAGUCUCAACAGGCAAAAAGGUUGCUAGCAGCGCAGCAGCAGGAAUGAAAUACACGACCAUGGAGCUUGGUGGGAAGAGCCCAGUCAUCAUAUUAUCAGACGUGGAUCUAGAACAAGCCGUGAAUGGAGCUAUGAUGGCCAAUUUCUUCAGCACUGGCCAGGUCUGCACGAAUGGCACAAGGGUAUUUAUUCCCAAAGACAUGAAGCAAGCCUUUGAGGAGAUGCUACUGGAAAAGAUGAAAUACAUCCGAGCUGGCAAUCUCAUGGACGUGAACACUAACUUCGGCCCCCUGGUCUCCGAGCUGCAUUACGAAAAAGUCAUUGGGUACAUUAAGUACGGACUCGAAAAGGAUAGAGCGACCUUGCUCUGUGGAGGCCCUGACCAACCGAAAGACAUCCCUGGAUUGGAAGGUGGCUAUUGGGUUAGACCGACAGUGUUCACCGACUGCACAGAUUCGAUGAGGAUUGUGCAGGAGGAGAUAUUCGGGCCCGUGAUGACCCUGUUGACGUACGAGUCCGUGGAAGAAGCCGUUGAAAGAGCGAAUGCUACACCUCUCGGUCUUGCCGCAGGCGUCUUUACGAAGGACCUCAACAUGGCGCAUAAGGUCGUAGCUCAGCUUGAGGCUGGCAUCACUUGGGUCAAUACCUGGGGCGAAAGUCCUGCCGAGAUGAGCGUGGGUGGGUGGAAGCAAAGUGGUGUUGGAGUUGAGAACGGAAAAAGGGGCCUAGAGGCUUGGGUGAGGAAUAAGAGUACGCUGGUUGAUAUGAGUGGGACUGUGCCUACAGUUUUCUCCAAGCUAUAA
Letharia columbiana is the source of this 1497-nucleotide messenger RNA. RefSeq lists its product as uncharacterized. The transcript has 2 exons. Lineage: Eukaryota; Fungi; Ascomycota; Lecanoromycetes; Lecanorales; Parmeliaceae. Gene Ontology annotation, molecular function: aldehyde dehydrogenase (NAD+) activity. Bases 1 to 1497 code for a protein of 498 amino acids. The record is from RefSeq and is a predicted model, not a curated record.